Messenger RNA from Penicillium waksmanii, 330 nucleotides. RefSeq lists its product as uncharacterized. NCBI's taxonomy places the organism in Eukaryota, Fungi, Ascomycota, Eurotiomycetes, Eurotiales, Aspergillaceae. Bases 1 to 330 code for a protein of 109 amino acids. The transcript has a single exon. The record is from RefSeq and is a predicted model, not a curated record.
AUGGAGCGUGAUGUGCUGUUAACCUUCGGGUUAGUCACUGCGGCAACCGUUCACGCCGCUCACAAAGUCUACGGCUCAGUUAAUAAGCACAAGCAACGCGUGGCUCAGCUGGAAGAUGGCGAGGUCACGGCCGAUGAGGCGCGCAAGGAGCGCAUUAAAGCCAACACGAUUUAUGCGGUGAGUAUCGGUCUCGCCGCGCUGGGUAUCAAGGGUGCGUAUGGAGAGUGGAAAGAAGCAAACGAGAAUCGUAAGGAGACUGAAAACUUUAAACACGAGUGUUUUCGUCGUGGAAAGCAACGCGAACUCAAGCGCAAUCGCAGAUACUCUUAA